Pygocentrus nattereri (red-bellied piranha) is the source of this 536-nucleotide messenger RNA. It is a transcript of the gene ndufa2, whose product is annotated as NADH:ubiquinone oxidoreductase subunit A2. The transcript has 3 exons. The record is from RefSeq and is a predicted model, not a curated record. The coding region runs from base 16 to 441 and encodes 141 amino acids. Lineage: Eukaryota; Metazoa; Chordata; Actinopteri; Characiformes; Serrasalmidae.
UUUUAUUUAUGCAGCAUGCCGCCAGCAGGGCUCCGCGUAACGCUGUUGUUUGGUAGGUGCAGCCGCUCAGCGUGUCCGCCAGGUGUCAGUAGCGGGGCUCGUGCUGUCUGCGGAGCUGCAGCAGAAGCAGCGCUGAAGGUGAGCGCGAUGGCGGCGAGGGCGAUCGGCGGUAAUUUGGCUAAAACUCUGCGGGAAAUCCGCCUCCAGUUCUGCCAGACCGGCCGGGACAGCCUGGGAGCCCGGCAGUUUGUUGAACAGUACUAUGUGCCGCUGAAGAAGGCGAACCCCGAGUUCCCCAUCCUCAUCAGAGAGUGCUCUGGAGUUCAGCCCAAACUGUGGGCCCGAUAUGCUUUUGGUAAAGAGCGAAGCGUCGCGCUGGACAACAUGAGUGCAGAGCAGGUGGCAAAAGAGCUCGAGAAAGUCAUCAACUUAAAGCCAUGAGCCUCUUCUACAUGUUUCCUGCUUCUUGUUUGUGUACAAUUGUAAUUAAUAAAUGCAGAUUUGUGUUAAAAUAAAUGAUAAUCUCAAACUACAAA